GUGACGUCACCAGGGCGCUCAGCCAAUGGCGGCGCGGUGCGCUCCCGGUGGGGGUUUCCCCGACCGCGCCCCCGGCGGUGACGUCACGGCGGGCUCAGCCAAUGGCGGCGCGGCCCGCGCGGGGAUUUCCAGGUCCGGCGGCGGCGCGGCCUCGGGGGGCGGCGGCGGGACCGGCACCGGCAGCUCGGGGACCACCGGGACCCGCUCCGGGACCACCGGGACCCGCUCCGGGACCGGGACAUGGCGCUGCCGCUCGGAGCCGCCGUGCAGGAUCCCGGGCUGGCGAUGGCUCACGGAGCACCGGCGACAGAUGAUUUGGGUGAGUGGAACCGGAGGGAUUUGGAAUCUCCGCCGCCUCCCGGGAAUUCCGGGAUCCUGGAGCCGCAAGGAGGAAUCCGGGAAUUCGGGAAUUCGGGAAUUUUUAGGGAAUUUGGAAUUUGGGGGAUUUGGGAAUUUGGGAUUUGGGGAUUCUGGGAGGGGUCGGGUCCCAUCCCGGGGGGAAAUCGGGGGGGGGAGCGCCGGGAUCGAUCCCAAAUUUGGGAUCCGAAUCCCAGAAAUCCCUCCCGGAUUUGGGAUCUGGGUUUAA
Haemorhous mexicanus (house finch) is the source of this 586-nucleotide messenger RNA. RefSeq lists its product as uncharacterized. The transcript is spliced from 3 exons. The coding region runs from base 26 to 586 and encodes 186 amino acids. NCBI's taxonomy places the organism in Eukaryota, Metazoa, Chordata, Aves, Passeriformes, Fringillidae. The record is from RefSeq and is a predicted model, not a curated record.